GAGGGGGGGGGAGACAGGAGCGCCGCUUCCGGAAGGGAGCCAGUCCUCCUUGGGCGGGCCUGGCGGAGGAAAGGCCUCGCUGGGACAGCUCCUCUCCUCUCUCCCGGAUCUCCGCCCGUUCACUCCUCCCGUCGUCCUGCCCCUCUCCUUCCUGGGCCCCACCAGUUCACCCAGUCCUCCCACUUUGAAUAUCAUCUGAGAGAAGAGGUGGACACAUCUUCAUCCAGUUUGAAGCAGCUUAGAAGCACAGAACAAAGAUGGAAGGGCAACAGCCAGCUGUCACCCAGUUGGAAGUAUUUCCUUCUGCUGUUGAGGCAGAGAACUAUAGAGCAUUCUGGGAGGACUCUUGGAGGGAAGACCGGGAGAGCAGUUCACUCCAUCCAGACCUUCAGUGGCAGCGCUUCCGGCAUUUCCACUAUGAGGAGGCCUUGGGGCCCCGGGAGGUUUGCAGCCGCCUCCACUCUCUCUGCCACCUGUGGCUGAAGCCAGAGCGACACUCCAAGGCGGAGAUGCUGGACCUGGUGCUCCUGGAGCAGUUCCUGGCUGUCCUCCCUGCGGAGAUGGAGUGUUGGGUGAGGGAAUGUGGGGCAGAGACCAGUUCCCAGGCUGUGGCUGUGGCUGAAGGUUUCCUCCUGAGUCGGGAAGAGGAGAGGAAGCGGGAGAAGCCACAGGUGCAGGACUCUUUUGCAGACGAGACCAGUCAGGUGGAGGAGUCUCCUUCAGACACAAUGUGCAUUACCCAGACUGGAAAUGGAGAAUAUAUUGUAGUUGGCAGUGAAACAUGGGGAAUUGAUAGUAGCACAACUUUUCAUGAUUCUCUUCUAAGAAGAGAUUCUGCGGGACCAGAUCAGGUGACUUUUGAAGAUGUGUCUGUGGAUUUCUCAGAGGAAGAGUGGGCCCUCUUGGGUCCGAGCCAAAAAACCUUGCACCAGCAAAUCAUGGAGGAGAAUUUGGGGAUUGUGUCAUCUCUAGGUGUCUCCCCCUCCAAAUUAUGUUUUGCCUACUCGGAGAAAGGAGGAGAAAGGCCAUUUAAAUGUUUGCAGUGUGAAAAGAGCUUCAGUCUCAAGCACACCCUUAUUCGUCAUCAGGCAACUCACACAGGAGAGAAGCCAUUUCAAUGCUUGCAGUGUGGAAAGAGCUUCAGUCAAAAGAAAAACCUUAUUCGUCAUCAGGGAACUCACGCAGGACAGAAACCAUUUAAAUGCCUGCAGUGUGAAAAGUGCUUCAGUCAAAAGAUUAACCUUAUUCGUCAUCAGGGAGCUCACGCAGGACAGAAACCAUUUAAAUGCUUGCAGUGUGAAAAGUGCUUCAGUCACAAGCACAUCUUUAUUCGUCAUCAGACAACUCACACAGGAGUGAAGCCAUUUCAUUGCUUGCAAUGUGAAAAGAGCUUCAGACAAAAUAGCCACCUUAUUAGUCAUCAGGCAACUCACACAGGAGUGAAGCCAUUUCAUUGCUUGCAGUGUGAAAAGAGCUUCAGUCAAAAUAGGCACCUUAUUAGUCAUCAGGCAACUCACACAGGAGAGAAACCAUUUAAAUGCUUGCAGUGUGAAAAAAGCUUCAGUCAAAAACACGUCCUUAUUAGUCAUCAGGCAACUCACACAGGAUACAAGCCAUUUAAAUGCUUGCAGUGUGAAAAAAGCUUUAGUCGCAACUACGUCCUUAUUCGUCAUCAGGCAACUCACACAGGAGAGAAGCCAUUUAAAUGCUUGCAGUGUGAAAAGAGCUUCAGUCAAAAACACGUCCUUAUGAGUCAUCAGGCAACUCACACAGGUGUGAAGCCAUUUAAAUGCUUGCUGUGUGAAAAGUGCUUCACUCAAAAGAAUAACCUUAUUCGUCAUCAGGCAUCUCACACAGGACAGAAACCAUUUAAAUGCUUGCAGUGUGAAAAGAGCUUCAGUCACAAGCACGUCCUUAUUCGUCAUCUGGCAACUCACACAGGAGAGAAGCCAUUUAAAUGCUUGCAGUGUGAAAAGAGCUUCAGUCACAAGCACCACCUUAUUAGUCAUCAGGCAACUCACACAGGAGAGAAGCCAUUUUAAUGCUUGCGGUGUGAAAAGAGCUUUAGUCAAAAGAGCAGUUUUUCUAUGUCAUCAGGCAACUCACACAGGUGAGAAGCCAUUUAAAUGCUUGCAGUGUGGAAAGAGCUUCAGUGAAGAGAGAAACCUUAUUAGUCAUCAGAAAACUCACACAGGAGAGAAGCCAUUUAAAUGCUCAGAUUGUAGAAAGAGCUUCAGUUGGAAAUCUGUUAAUGUGGGAUUUGUGUAUUGGUAGUGUUUAAAUGCAAUUUGUGUCUUGCCAGUAUUGCAUACUGAUUGCAUCUUCCAGAGUGUACUAUAGUCUGGAAAGAGUUAAUUGCCAAGAAGCUGUGAUGACCUUGAUGUGUGACUGGAGCUGGGGAGUGUCCAGACACAAGUGUGUAUGCAUUACUGAUUGCAUCAGUUCUGUUUAGUUCAGAGUUCUGUCUGCCUAGAGUGAGAGUCCUGUGUCUAUUGUCUGCAGGUCUGUUUGUCUUGUAUAGUAAAACUUGUAUAUAGUUUUACCAUCGUCUCUAAUGUCACUUCGUGCUGCGUUCCUCUGACUCCAUCCAACUGCUGCUGCGCUGCGUAAAUUACUCUGACAAAAUCAUACCUUGUUUGUCAUCAAGCAACUCGCAGCAGAGGAAAACUAGAGUGUGGAAAGAUCUGCAGUUGAAAAACAAGGCUUCUUUUUUAAUUGUCAACCCAUACGGAAGAAAUGGGGUAAAGGGAAGUUUCUUUGUUUUACAUCAGAGGGGGAUGGAUCUUUGUUACAGAAAGACUGAGUUAAAAGCUAUGACUUUUGGGGAAAAUAAUAAUCUGACCAAUUUUCUUUGAUGAAAUAUCUCAUUGAGCAUAACUGAAAAUAUUUUGAGAGCUAAAGGAAAGAUAUUUCACAGUACUUUAACCCAUUCAUGGACAUUGGUUACUGCAAAUAUUUCCUGUCAUGUAUAUUCAGGGUUAAAAAGACAUUUAAUUGAGAAGUUUGAUGGGAAGUGUGAGAAUGGGUUUGAUUAAUGACUGACAGCCCUGAGUUUCAUGUUAUUCUAUGUAUGUGGGACUGGGUUUUCUUUUAUGAAAUAUGUAAUAAAGCAUAACUGAUAAAUUGUUUUCUAUCCAUUCAUGCAUACUGGAUACUGUGAAGAUUUCUUGUCCUGUCUAUAACGUAUAAAUAAUAAUAAAUAUAUUAAAGAUAUGUGUGUGUGUAUUAAAUGUCCAUAUGGUAUCUAGUUUAACCUGAAAAAAAGGCGUGUUUAGAAUUCUGAGUCUCUUCUGAGUCACAUGGAUAACUGUAUUUUUGAUGUGUUUUUGUUUUUCGAUCACUGUAAUUAUCUGGGCUUGGCCCCAUGUAAGCCGCCCCGAGUCCCUUUGAGGAGAUGGAGGCGGGGUAUAAAAAUAAAGUUGUUGUUGUUGUUCUGUA
Anolis carolinensis (green anole) is the source of this 3438-nucleotide messenger RNA. Its product is annotated as zinc finger protein 436. The coding region runs from base 258 to 2042 and encodes 594 amino acids. NCBI's taxonomy places the organism in Eukaryota, Metazoa, Chordata, Lepidosauria, Squamata, Anolidae. Gene Ontology annotation, biological process: regulation of transcription by RNA polymerase II. The record is from RefSeq and is a predicted model, not a curated record. The transcript is spliced from 7 exons. Gene Ontology annotation, molecular function: DNA-binding transcription factor activity, RNA polymerase II-specific; RNA polymerase II cis-regulatory region sequence-specific DNA binding.